Molecule: messenger RNA, 1527 nt
Organism: Funneliformis mosseae
Lineage: Eukaryota; Fungi; Glomeromycota; Glomeromycetes; Glomerales; Glomeraceae
Source: the annotation of a GenBank genome assembly
AUGUCAAAUCCUGAAGCAACGAUAACAGAAGAAUACCCACCCGUUAGAACAGGAGGUUCCUUAUUGUUAGCCUGGCGUACAAAUUCCAAGAAUAUUUUGAUCGUUGGAGGAGGAGAAGUAGCAUGUGGAAGGGUUUUAAAAGCACUUGAAGCUGAUGCAAAAGUAACGUUAGUUUGUCCCGAAGAGGGAUUACAUCCGGAAUUAAAGUUUCGUAUAUCAAAGGAUCAAAUUUAUAAGUAUAUAAAUAGAGAAUUUGAUCCAAUAGAUUUAGAAGACAACAUUGACAUGGUAUUAACGGCAAUAGAUGAUCCAAUCAAGUCCAAAGAAAUUUAUAAAUUAAGUAAAGAAAAAAAACUUCCAAUCAAUGUAGCCGACGUACCACCACUAUGUGAUUUUUAUUUUAUGUCAGAACAUAGGGAAGGUCCUUUACAAAUUGCUGUUAGUACCAACGGUCAAGGACCUAAAUUAGCUAAUAUUAUUCGUAGACAUAUUUCUAAAAACCUUCCCAAUGGUAUUGGUGAGGCUAUUAAUAAAGUUGGUAAUUUAAGGCAAAGUAUACGUGAAAUUGAUUCGGAUUACAAAUCUUCAAGUAAACGGAUGCAAUGGAUGUCAAAAAUUUGUGAAGAUUGGUCAAUUGAGGAUUUAAAACGAUUGGAUAAUAACGUGAUUGAAGCUUUAUUACCUUAUUAUGAGAAACAUGUAAUUCCAAGUUUUAACACCAUUAAACAAGAAACCUUUUUAAUUGACAAAUCGGAGGAGGUAACGAAAGAGAUGAAUCUUGAAGAUGAGCAUAAAGAGACGAAGAAGGGUCAAUUAAUUUUGGUUGGAGCGGGCCCAGGAGAUCCUUCUUUAUUAACCCAUAAGGCGACUGAAGCUUUGUCUAAUGCGGAUUUAGUUGUAUCAGACCUUUUGAUUCCUAAAGAAAUCUUUUCCGUAAUAAAAUGUGAAAUACGUUUAGCUUCAGCAAAAUCUGGUCCACAAAAAUCCGUCAAAUCUGAAGAAUCACAAAAAGAGAUACAGAAUUGGUGUUUAGAAGGUUUAGAAAAAGGCAAAAAUGUUGUAAGAUUAAAGAUUGGUGACCCAUUUUUAUUUGGUAGAGGAGGAGAAGAAGUUUCUUUUUUUAAGCAAAAAGGUUAUGAAGUGAAAGUUGUACCCGGCAUCAGUAGUGCCUUAUCUGCUCCUGUGUCAGCCAAUGUACCGGUUACUCAUCGAGGUUUAUCUGAUCAGGUUUUGAUUAUUACUGGACAAGGGACCCAAGGUAAAUUACCACAAAUUCCUCAGUAUCAUGAUAUGCGUACCACUGUCGUGCUUAUGGCGGUUGGAAAGGCCAAAGAAUUAUCUAAAGAAUUAUUAAAUAAUAAUUAUCCCGACGACCUUCCUGCUGCUUUUGUGGAGAAUGGGAGUCGUCCUAAUGAACGUAUCAUUCACGCUACGGUCGCUACGUUGGGUGAAGUGGUAGAAAAAGAACGUGUCGUGGCUCCUUCAACUCUCAUCAUUGGAAGAGCUGUUAACGCUCUGAUCGAGUGA